AUGGAGGGAAAUCCAGAAACCGAACCCGCGCGCGGGCAUGAUUCCCUCGAGGGCGUGGGCGGCGACAAAUUGAACCAAGCCCAGACGCGAGACCAAGUGCAGGUCCGAAUCGACGCGGUUGAAGACGACCCGGCCAAGGCCCAUGUGCAGUCGUGGAUCAAGGACCAGAUCGAGACUCAGCCUCAGCAGCCUCCGCCCGAGCCUCAAAUCAUCGAAUCCGCGGCCGAUGAGGCCGAAGCCGACGGCGACGGAGAGGGUGACGAUGAGGUGCCCCGCGCCGGCGCCAACCCCAAUGAUGGUGCUGCAGCGACAGACACAACAGGCACAGGCGCACGCGCAGCGCCUACAGAACCCCCCGUCGCUGUGACUCCAACAGCUCCCGGGCGGACGCGGACUGGCCCCUCCACAGAAACCUCCACCUCCACCACCGCCGUUGGCCAUGGCCUCGUCCCUCAGUUUGUCGCUCCGUCAUCCUACCUCCGACCAAGGACUUCCAACCGGAGCGCAAUGGCGCCCACCGAGCCCAAGCCCCCGAGUCCGCUGGACAGAGACCAGUUGCAGGGUCUGAAUGCCAUUCGUGAUUUCCUCAAGGUCCGCACUAGCUACGAUGUCUUGCCUCUGUCGUUCCGCCUCAUCGUCCUCGAUACGGACCUACUCAUCAAGAAGAGCAUCGGCAUUCUGACCCAGAACUCUAUCGUAUCUGCUCCCCUAUGGGACUCCAAGAUCUCCCGCUUCGCCGGUAUCCUUACGAGCACCGACUUUAUCAAUCUGAUUCAAUACUACUGCCAGUUUCCCGACGAGAUUAGCAAGCUCGAUCAGUUCCGCUUGAGCAGUCUGCGAGAUAUUGAAAAGGCCAUCGGCGCAAUCCCUAUCGAGACCGUAUCGGUCCACCCCUCGAAGCCAUUGUUCGAAGCAUGCCGUCGCAUGCUCAAGACGCGCGCCCGGCGUAUUCCCCUCAUAGACGUCGACAGCGAGACGGGUAAGGAGAUGGUUAUCUCGGUCAUUACGCAGUACCGCAUCCUCAAGUUCAUUGCCGUCAACAACGAGCACAACACGGUCUUGCUGAAGAAGACGGUUCGCGAUAUCGGUCUGGGCACCUAUGGAGGAGGCAUUGUCACUGCCCGCAUGAGCAGCUCUGUGCUCCAAGUUGUCCACCUCAUGGUUGACCGCAACAUCAGCUGCAUCCCCAUCGUUGAUGCGGAAAACCGGGUGCUCAACGUAUUUGAGGCGGUUGAUGUGAUCCCCUGUGUCAAGAGCGGCAACUAUGACGACCUGGACGGCUCAGUGGGCGAGGCGCUAUGCAAGAGGUCGGAUGAUAGCCCUGGCAUCUACACGUGCAGCGAGCAGGACCGGCUAGACUCGAUCUUUGACACGAUCCGCAAGAGUAGAGUGCACCGUCUGAUCGUGGUGGACGACGACAACAAGCUCAAGGGCAUCAUCUCUCUGUCGGACAUUCUCAAGUAUGUGCUGCUGCACGGGGUGGAGGACACGACCAACUGGCUCUGA
Messenger RNA from Fusarium keratoplasticum, 1506 nucleotides. RefSeq lists its product as uncharacterized. Lineage: Eukaryota; Fungi; Ascomycota; Sordariomycetes; Hypocreales; Nectriaceae. The record is from RefSeq and is a predicted model, not a curated record. The transcript is spliced from 4 exons. The coding region runs from base 1 to 1506 and encodes 501 amino acids.